AGAAGCCGCCCAGCACACACCCCAGCUCACCAGCCGAGGAAACUUAUAACCUCGGGACGCAGGGCCCUCCCCUCACUGCAGUCACAUACCUCCGGUAGAGCGGACCAAGCAGCUAGCAGCUCCUGCCACUCCGGGCACCUCUGUCGCUGGGACCCUCAAGGAACUUUCUCCACCCACAAGUUACCGAACCAGCCACGAUGUUGGUGUUACUGGCUGCCAUCUUUGUGAUCCACAUUGCCACCUGUGUGAUGCUGUUUGUUUCCACCAUAGCCAAUGUCUGGGUGGUUUCAGAUACUAUCAACGCAUCUGUAGGUCUUUGGAGAAACUGUACCGGUGGGGACUGCGGUGGAGGCCUGUCAUACGGCCAUGAAGAUGCCCUCAAGGCGGUGCAAGCAUUUAUGAUCCUCUCCAUCAUCUUCUCCGUCAUCUCCCUCAUCAUCUUCGUGUUCCAGCUCUUCACCAUGGAGAAGGGAAAUCGGUUCUUCCUGUCGGGGGCCACCAUGCUGGUGUGCUGGCUGUGCGUAUUGAUCGGAGCCUCCAUCUACACUCACCGUUAUGCCAAUGGCGAUAGCAACUCUUUUGAACGAAGUCACCAUGGCUAUUCCUUCAUCCUGGCCUGGAUCUGCUUCUGCUUCUCCUUCGUUGUUGGCGUUCUCUAUCUGGUCCUGAGAAAGAAAUAAGCCUGAACAAGUGUAUGGGGACCUGGGGGGUGGGGAGGAGGAAGCAGUCGAAUCGGGGAGGGAAGCAGAAGUUGUGCAGGAA
Messenger RNA from Lepus europaeus (European hare), 762 nucleotides. It is a transcript of the gene EMP1, whose product is annotated as epithelial membrane protein 1. Gene Ontology annotation, cellular component: plasma membrane. The transcript has 5 exons. Lineage: Eukaryota; Metazoa; Chordata; Mammalia; Lagomorpha; Leporidae. The record is from RefSeq and is a predicted model, not a curated record. Bases 198 to 680 code for a protein of 160 amino acids.